This is a messenger RNA of Protopterus annectens (West African lungfish), 1659 nucleotides long. RefSeq names its product nucleoside-triphosphatase, cancer-related (gene NTPCR). The transcript is spliced from 6 exons. Gene Ontology annotation, molecular function: ATP hydrolysis activity. Lineage: Eukaryota; Metazoa; Chordata; Ceratodontiformes; Protopteridae. The coding region runs from base 102 to 752 and encodes 216 amino acids. The record is from RefSeq and is a predicted model, not a curated record.
UCCGGAUUCGUCUGUAAUUUUCUGUAGUAGGCUACCUUGAUACGGAAAAGUAGUAGUGGUGAACUUGCUGAGUUUACGGUUAUUGGAUGGAUAGUAGGUGAAUGCUUACGGUAUACAAUAUGUACAAACACGUUUUCUUAACGGGGCCACCAGGUGUUGGAAAAACAACAUUGAUACAAAAAGCCAUUGAAACUUUAAAAGCUUCUGGAAUUUCUGCUGAAGGAUUUUACACAGAAGAGUUCAGACAAGGUGGAAGAAGGAUAGGAUUUGAUGUUGUUACAUUAUCGGGCAAACAAGGACCUUUAUCCAGAGUUGGUAGUAGUGGCACUGAAGCUGGUGCUCAGAGGCGUGAAUGCCGAGUUGGGCAGUACGUGGUGGAUGUGGAAUCAUUUGAACGGUUGGCACUUCCUGUUCUUAAGAGUGCAAGUUCCGGAGGUGGCACUGAAAAAAUGGUAUGUGUUAUUGAUGAGAUUGGUAAAAUGGAAAUGUUCAGUCAAGCCUUUAUUCGGACUGUGCGCCAGAUGUUAGAUGCAGCAUGCACCACUGUACUUGGAACUAUACCAAUCCCAAAAGGAAAGCCACUAGGCCUUGUGGAGGAAAUAAGAAGCAGGAGAGAUGUCAAAGUGUUCAAUACCUCUACAUCUGUCACAAAAAAUCACUCCCCCAUUGGCCUUCAUUAUUGUUCUGGCUAUUUGCUUGCUGAGAGCCUUAAGGAGCAAAAUCUCACUUCUGUCUUCCUGACUGGGGAAUGAAGCACAAGAAAGCCAUGGAACGUCUAACAGGAUCACAAAAGAAAACAGAGACAGCAUUUUAGAAGAAAUUGUAACAACGGUGCAGAACUGCAGAAAAUGAGUCUUGGAUAUGCGUACAUAAAUUCAGCCUCUUAAAAGAACAUAUGUAAUUAGCAGUCGACUACCAUUAUGUCUUUACUGGGAAAUGGCGAUUCUGAUUGUAAAUAGUUAAUUAUUUGUGUUGCUUACAAGAGAUGAAGGAAUUUCAGGCCAUCAGACAUCUGGUUUAUUGUAGGUACAGUCAUUGCAGAGAGAUGAAGCAGUUUAUGGUAACUUGCGUGCUACAAUUUUAAGGAUGGGUUAACUAUUAAAUUGUCAGGUUAAUAUCCUGACAUUUAUUUAGUUUAUUUCAUUUCAAAUGGCUCAUAAGUUGGUAAUAUGACUCUUCCAUUUAUUGUUACCAAAACACUUGAUUUCAUAUUUUGGAUAGACUUUAUAGUAGUAAAAAUCUUUAGGUCUUGGUGCAUAUCUCUGUCCACCUGAUGUGUGGUCAUUAACUGUUUUUAUUUUGAAAUCAUAUUUUUGUUCACGUGAGUAAAAUGGUAUUAUCUAGACAUACAUGUGUAAAAGCCUGCCUGUGAUGUUCACAUCUUUCCUGUUAGUGUGAUGAUUUGAAGGUAUUGAAUUUACAUUUGACUUUUUCACUGAAUUUUUUUUAUUCAAGAUAGUUUGCAGCAAAAGAAGAUUAUGCUCAUGGCAUACUCGUUUCAAUAGUGAAUCACAAUGCAUUCUGUUGUAGUAAAAGUAAUAACUGUACCACAGAAUACUCAACCAGUUGUUAAGUUUAGUAUCAUAAAUGGAUUGUAAACACCUUCAGGAAUUUAUGUUCUCCUGGGCUGGGCCAGUCAUUAAAAAGUGUCAAUGUUUA